AUGGCCAGCCAGGACAGUCGGAGCGGAGCCAGAAGAAGCUCGAGGGUGUCUGGUGGCCGCGAAAUCAAGCUACCUCCCACCUACACCGUUGACGGGAGAACCUACACGGCAGGCCCCGAGAUGCGCCCUCGCAGCCAUACGAUAUCAGCGGAAGGGAGCAGAAUCUCACUGAAUUCACCUAGCUCUCCGGGCCGGCAACCUGUUGUGACCACUAUAAAGCCACGAUCUCAGACAAUCUAUCCCUCUUCAUCUCGAGACGGCGGUGAGCGGUAUAUAACCCCUUCAUCGUCUCAUUCUCGGAAUAGACAAUCUACUGGGCCACUGGGGGGAGAGCGUGAAGCGAAGUACAGAAAUGGGUAUCUUACUCCUGCCGGAAACUCUGGGUUUCCAAGUCCUGGUCGGGACGCAAAUAAUAAAGAUAUCGAUGUGCAUGACUCAUUCAGCUAUACCAAUGCUCGGGAACAAUUUUACAGGGACUCAGAUGCUAUCAGAGAAUUCCGUCGGCAGGCUCCUGCUGCUGUCCGAAAGGCAAGGCCCUUGAGUUUGACCGGCCUGGAAGCAUACCUUCCACAGAUCACUCGAGACCCAAAGCCUAGUGGGCCCCCAACGUCGUCUAGGCGAUUCCCAGGGUCUGAGAGAGACGAUGCGCCGCGCAACUAUAGAGAGAUAAAGCCGCGGGACGUGGAUACUGACAGUUCCAGUAUCAACCCAAGUGGUCCUCGAACUCCUGACAGCACUCGGCGGAAGAGUUCCCUUCGUAACCCAGUCUCACUACACCAGGACAGAACUUCAUCACCAUCUCCUGCUCCUGCUUCACGCCGUUCUGGCUAUGAUGACUCCAUGGAGAAAGGUUAUCAGAUACGGAGAGAUGCGAACAAUAACGUAAUUGUUGAUGAUAAACCUGAAACUCCUCGGCGCGACCGACGUCUAAGUGUUUCUGGCCAAACUCCGAACCGAGAUCGUGGAUAUUCUAGCAGUCGAGCUCCAGAUAGAAUGAUGAGUGGUGGCCUUGCAACUGCUGGCCUUGCCAGUGGAUAUUCUAAGGAACCCAUGGAGCUCUCUCCACGGCCUGGACGAGAUCGCCCCGACUACCCUAGCCGUCCCGAGGAUAAGUAUAAGUCAUCCUCCCGAAACUGGCCACAGGAAUCAAAUGAUGGCUACUACUCGGAUGGAGCUCGGGGAAAUCACAUGUACAAGCCAUCACCUUCUCGGGAGGCGGAAAGGCAUCCCAGGGCUCCAUCGCCUGUUGACUCGGACUCUAAGCGGUCGGUCAACUCCCAACGUAAUGAAAAUUUUGCUGGAGUAGCUACAAGAGAAUCGAACCCUCCUGCAAAGAGGUCACCUCCUCCAGCUUUUGGAACAAGCCCAGACACCCAAGCACCACGGGGAAUUCUAAAACAGCCCACUGAGAAAUUCCCUGAAGAGCCCCAUGCUGUCCGAGAAGGCGUGGCGCCUUUGAAAGAUACCCAAAAGAAGGGUGUACCCGCUGGCGCCCGCUGGACCAAAAUUGACAGAAGGCUAGUUAGCCCGUCUGCUCUUGAAGGGCGUGAAAGGUUUGAAGAACGGCCGGACUACGUUAUUGUGCUGCGUGUUCUGUCCAGGGAAGAGAUUGAGGAAUACGCACUUUCGUCUGCUAAGAUCCGAGCAUCUCGUACUCGACGAAUCACGGAUCGUAAAUCUAGAGACGAUGAUGAUAAUCGGACUCGCGUUCGUGAUACCGACAGCGAUGAAGAUGAUGACCGCAGCUCGUCCCAGCUGAGACUCGAACCACCACCACGGGACCCUCGACGAUAA
Molecule: messenger RNA, 1794 nt
Organism: Nannizzia gypsea CBS 118893
Lineage: Eukaryota; Fungi; Ascomycota; Eurotiomycetes; Onygenales; Arthrodermataceae
Exons: 2
Coding region: 1-1794 (597 amino acids)
Source: RefSeq, a predicted model, not a curated record